Hippopotamus amphibius kiboko is the source of this 3601-nucleotide messenger RNA. RefSeq names its product activin A receptor like type 1 (gene ACVRL1). Gene Ontology annotation, biological process: dorsal/ventral pattern formation; angiogenesis; heart development. Gene Ontology annotation, cellular component: BMP receptor complex; plasma membrane. Bases 356 to 1306 code for a protein of 316 amino acids. Gene Ontology annotation, molecular function: transforming growth factor beta receptor activity, type I; SMAD binding; ATP binding. The record is from RefSeq and is a predicted model, not a curated record. The transcript is spliced from 7 exons. NCBI's taxonomy places the organism in Eukaryota, Metazoa, Chordata, Mammalia, Artiodactyla, Hippopotamidae.
GCAGCCGCGCAGGGGAGGGUCCGGCCCCGAGCCCUGGCGAGGGGCGAGCGGGCGGCCGUCGGCUCGCUGGGCAAUAGGAAACGGUUUAUUAGGAGGGAGUGGUGGAGCCGGGCCAGGCAGGAAGACGCUGGAAUAAGAAACAUUUUUGCUCCGGCCCCUUUCCCAGUCCCGGGAGGCCGCCGCGCCAGCCGCGCCGAGCCAGCCCCUCCCCGGCCCCAGCCCCGCCCGGGGCCGCACCCGGACCCCGGACCCCGGCCCGCUGUCCAGCGCCCGUCGUGCGACCGCGGCCGCCGCCGGGGAGGGGAGGAGGCCGUCCGCUGCACGCCUGCGCCCGCAGGGCAGGCCCAGAGGGACCAUGACCUUGGACCCUCCCAGGAGAAGCCUUCUGAUGCUACUGACGGCCUUGGGCCUGACCCAGGGUAAGGGCCGCUAUGGCGAGGUGUGGCGGGGCCUGUGGCACGGGGAGAGCGUGGCCGUCAAGAUCUUCUCCUCGAGAGAUGAACAGUCCUGGUUCCGGGAGACUGAGAUCUACAACACAGUGCUGCUCAGACAUGACAACGUCCUAGGCUUUAUCGCCUCAGACAUGACUUCCCGCAACUCGAGCACACAGCUGUGGCUCAUCACGCACUACCACGAGCACGGCUCGCUCUACGACUUUCUGCAGAGGCAGACGCUGGAGCCCCAGCUGGCCCUGAGGCUCGCCGUGUCGGCGGCCUGCGGCCUGGCGCAUCUGCACGUGGAGAUCUUCGGCACGCAGGGCAAGCCGGCCAUCGCCCACCGCGAUCUCAAGAGCCGCAACGUGCUGGUCAAGAGCAACCUGCAGUGCUGCAUCGCCGACCUGGGCCUGGCUGUGAUGCACUCCCAGGGCAGUGAUUACCUGGACAUCGGCAACAACCCGAGAGUGGGCACCAAGCGGUACAUGGCCCCCGAGGUGCUGGAGGAGCACAUCCGAACCGACUGCUUCGAGUCCUACAAGUGGACGGACAUCUGGGCCUUUGGCCUGGUGCUAUGGGAGAUCGCCCGCCGGACCAUAGUCAAUGGCAUCGUGGAGGACUACAGGCCACCCUUCUAUGAUGUGGUGCCCAAUGAUCCCAGCUUUGAGGACAUGAAGAAGGUGGUGUGUGUUGACCAGCAGACUCCUACCAUCCCCAACCGGCUGGCUGCAGACCCGGUCCUCUCAGGCCUGGCUCAGAUGAUGCGGGAGUGCUGGUACCCAAACCCUUCCGCCCGCCUCACUGCGCUGCGGAUCAAGAAGACACUACAGAAACUCAGCAACGGUCUCCAGAAGCCCAAAGUGAUUCACUAGCCACUGGUGGGGCCUGAAGCCUGUCUCCCCUCUGCCUGCAGUGUGUGGGGUGGGUGGUGGAUGGCAGCCUGUCUGGGUAGAGGUUCUGUGAGUGUGUGUGCUGGGGACGGGGGGUGCCCCUCUAUGGGCAGCUGUGCCUGCCGGACUUGGCCCGCAGCCCAUCCAGCCAAAAAUACAGCUGGGCUGAAACCUGAUCCCCCGCCGUCUGGCCUGCUCAAGGCAGCAGGCUCCUUGACGCCUGGCUCCCUCCCCACCCCCACGCCCUGGGCGCUCCCCCUACCACCCCUAGGGCAGGAUGCAAAAGAGGCCCCAGAGUCAGGGUGGCCAAGCCAGGGAAUCCCUGUCCUGGCCCAGAGCCUGGGCCUGCACUUUACCCCUGCCCUCAGUCAACCCCACUGCCCCACCAGAGCUGCCAGGGUGGCACAGGGCCCUGUCCAGCCUUCAGUAGACACCCUGCCCUGCCAGGCUUUAGCCUCUGGCCCAAGCUCCAGACGCCCGGGGCCCAUCAGUUUUUCUCCGUGGAUUUGUAUCACAGCUCCAGGCCGCCUUGGGCCUCUGUCUGCCUUCUAGACAAGACCCCCAGCUAACUGAAUGCUAGCUGCCUGCGCCCCUCCCCCAGCCCCUCCUAGUUGACUUAUUGUGGCAUCAAACCCCAGGAGUCUUGCUGCAGGUGUGGCAAUCACAGGCCAGUGGAGAGGUGGCAGGUCAGAUGUGCAAGGCCCAGGACUUUCAGAACAAGCUGAGAGGAUGUUGGAGCCAAGCGUGGCCCCGGAAAGGCUCUGCUGGGAGUCAGGAGACCCAGGGUCUGGUCCAGGUACUUGCCCUAUGUGAAAAGAAGGAGGCCUUCACUGGCCCAGGACCUUCGUUUCUUUAUCUACAUAUUGAAAGAUUUGUAGAUGAAGAUUUGAUCCUGAUGUCUUUUGAGGUUUUUUCAGCUCUAAAGUUCUUUGAAAUGUUUAUCCUGUGUCAGAAUUCAGUUCAUCAGUCCCUUGUACUCCUCAUGCCCCAGCCCCUGGCAAUUUGCCUUAAGAUGGAGAUUUGAAAAUAACUUUAUCUGAGGCCAAGGGUAUCUGAAAUGCUUUCUAGUCUAAUUCUACAAACUCCAGUUCCUGUCUUAAGCCAUGCCUGUGGCCAUCCUUGGACUCAGACAGCUCUGGGCCUUCUGGCAGGCAAGGCAGCCACUCACCUGUUCUGUAGUUUCACCUUCUCUGCCCAGGGCUGAGAGGCCAGGGGCCAGCUUCCUGCAGGGCCUCCAAGGCUCAGGAGAAAUCUGGCUUCAGCCAGCAAGCCUCUAGCACCCAGGUUCCUGCUCCCCACGGGUCCUUGGCAAGGUCUCAGAGAGUGUGUGUCUAGGAAGAAGCUGGUGGCUCUAGAGAAACACAUGGCAAGUUUGGCAUUUGGAAAUGUCAAGGGUGUAUGUCCAUACACUGAGGAUGGACUGGAGGGUGAUUGGGUUAGAAGUAGAGCCUGAGGGUUGGAGGUGGGGGGGCGAGGAGCAGGUCUUAGGCUAGGGACACGACAGCCCCAAACUUGGGAAGACCUGGCCUCUCAGCCCUCAGCCCUGGGACAGGGUGGAGAAGGACCCUCAGGUCUCCACAGGAGUUAAGGAACACAGCCUCCUCCCCUCCUGCUGGAAACGCCCCAGCACAGCCUCCCUGGCUGGCUUCUGUGUUUCUUCCACUGUCAGAGAGGCACUUUCCCAGGCUGCCUCUCAGCAUUGUGCAAGGCCCGGAGGAGAACCAGGAAGUGAAACUGGGUGAAACAGAAAGCUUCAUGGACCUGCCAGGUUCCCACAUCACUGUGGGGCACUUUGCUUCCUGGCAGCGUCAUGUCUUCUGGUCACUGGAACCCACCUAGCCCAGGAAUCGGGAUGCCCCUGAAAGAUUUUCUCUCUAUUGGAUUUGGGGAUUAAAAGUCUCCUGAGACUCCACAGCCAGAAGCUGAAGGCAGCAGCUCUGCAAAGGCUGGAAGAUCCCUAAGAGGAGAAAGUCUGAGGCAGGAGGCAGAAUGAUGGGGGAGGGUUGAGAGAAGGGGCCAGAGUUGGGAGAACAGCUAUGGCCAGGGAGAAAAGGAGGCAUUGGUGAGAGAGGUCUGCAUGAUGCUUCUGAGUUCAGGACGAUGUUCUAGGGCGGAAAAUUACAGUCUCAACCUGGAGAUACUGUUUGUGGGAGCACCUAGCUGGUGCUUAGCACAUAGUAGGUCCUCAAUAAAGCAUGGUUAAAUCCAAAGCUCCUGCUGAGUCUUCCCAGGCCGGUGCCUCUGCAAUGGCCCGUCGCAGAGGGAACCAGAGGGGAC